Molecule: messenger RNA, 5800 nt
Organism: Mangifera indica (mango)
Lineage: Eukaryota; Viridiplantae; Streptophyta; Magnoliopsida; Sapindales; Anacardiaceae
Product: probable disease resistance protein At4g27220
Exons: 5
Coding region: 416-5449 (1677 amino acids)
Molecular function (GO): ADP binding; ATP hydrolysis activity
Source: RefSeq, a predicted model, not a curated record
CUAAUAUUCUAAUCUACAUUUUUCUCCUCUUGAUAAUUACAUUCUAGUCAUAUCAUUAGUGCUCAUACUCAUUAAUAGUUGCUAAAGAAAAGAAGAGAGAAGAAAUUGCUCUUUGCUUACAACUUCUCUUCUAAUUCUUGAUCAACUUUGCUUAGUGCUGGUGAGAAAUUAUAAGGCUAUUAUACUUUUGAUGCUGUCCAUAUGUAUAGAUUUUUUUUUUUUUUCCACAAGUUUUUGUUAUUUUGUUAUCCCAUCUUAUACGCUUGUAGCGUUAGGUUCAAGUAGGCAGUCGCAUAUUUAUUGUAAAUUUAUUUUUCUUAGGUUCUAAAUUUUUCAUUGCUAAGUUUAUCACCCUUUGUUUGCUUUUCAUUUCCUUUGUUUUGCUUUUUCAAAUAGAACAAAAAGGAAAAGGAAAAUGGGUACUGAACUGGGCACUGCUGUGGUUUCUGGAGUUGCAUCAAAAGUUGCAGAGUCGAUGUUUGGUCAAAUUCGACAGGAGAUAUCUUAUGUGUUCAAACACAAGAGCUACAUUGAGGACCUGAAGAAACAAGUUGAGAAUUUGGCGUGUGCAAGAGAGAGGGUGGAACAUUCUAUUGAUUAUGCUAAAAAACAAGGGGAAGAGACUGAGAAAGAUGUGGAGCAGUGGUUGAUUAAAGUGAAUGAGUUCAGUGAAAGAAUAGAAAAAUCCAUCAUUGAGAAUGAAGAGAAAGAAAAGAAAAGGUGUUUCAAAGGGUUGUUUCCUAAUUUGAUGGCAUGUUACCUAUUCAAUAAGAAAGCCGUGAAAGCAACAAAGGAUGUUGUUGAUCUCAUAGCAAAAGGUAACUUUAGUAGGGUUUCAUAUCGACUACAAGGGAUGAAUUCUGUAUAUGUUAGAGGCUAUGAGGCAUUUGAUUCCAGAAUGCCAAUUAUGGAGGAAAUUUUGGAGGCAUUGAAGGAUGCUGACGUUAACAUGAUUGGGGUGUAUGGGAUGGCUGGUGUGGGCAAAACGACUUUGGUUAAAAAGGUAGCUUUGCAAGCCAAGGAACAUAAGUUAUUUGAUGUGGUUAUUAUGGUUGAGGUAACAGAAUCUCCAGACCCUAAAAAGAUUCAAGGAGAAAUUGCUGAUCAAUUGGGCCUUGUAUUUCAAGAGGAGAGUGAGUCUGGAAGAGCGGGUCGAUUACAUAGUAGGUUGAAGAAAGAGAAGGGACGAGUCCUUGUAAUAUUGGAUAAUGUUUGGGCAAAACUUGACUUAGAUGCCAUUGGAAUCCCUUUCGGUUAUGAUGAGAGAGGAGGCGCCUACCAAAAAGAACAGUGGAAAGGAGUAAAUGAAGAUUUGGAAAGUUCCCACAAAAAUGAAGAGUGGAAAGGUGUAAAUGGGGAUCAGAGGCGAUGCAAAAUAUUGCUAACAUCUAGAAGUUGCGAUGUUUUAUGCAAUGAGAUGGAUACUCAGAGAAAGAUUUUAGUUGAAACUUUGACUAAUAAAGAAGCAAUGAAUCUAUUUGAGAGGAUAGUGGGCUUAUCAACAGAAAUAUCAGAUUUCCAUUCUAUUUCAGUUGAGAUAAUUAAAAAAUGUGCCGGUCUACCUCUUGCAAUUAUAACAAUUGCAAAUGCAUUGAAGAAUAAGAGUCUUUUUGUUUGGAAAGAUGCCUUGGACCAGUUAAGAAGAUCUAAUCCAAGAUGUGUUCCAAAUAUGGAUGAAACUUUGUACUCUACUAUAGAGUUAAGUUACAAAUUAUUGAGAAGUGAUGCAGCAAAAUCAUUAUUUCUUCUUUGUGGUCUGUGUAUGGUAGGUAAUCGUGUACAUGUUCAUGAUUUGUUGGGAUACAGUAUCGGUUCUGGUUUGUUUGGAGAUUUUGAUACAUUGGAAAAAGCAAGGAAUAGGUUCCAUACAUUGAUCGAUUAUCUCAAAACUUCAUGUUUGUUGGACAGUGACUCUACAGAUUGGAUUAAGAUGCAUGACAUUACUUUUGCUGUAGCUGUGUCAAUUGCAUCCUCACAAAAACUUAUGUUUAAUAUUCCAAAUGUCACUGGAUUGAAAGAGCUGCUGGAAGAGAAUAUCCCCAGAGAUUCAAUUGCUAUAUCUCUACUUUAUAGAGAUAUUUAUGAGCUUCCUGAAAGGUUAGAAUGCCCGAAACUUGAGUUAUUUUUGUUGUUUAUGAAAGAUCACUCUCUACAAAUUCCAGAACUCUUUUUUGAAGGGAUGAAAAAACUUAAAGUUCUUGACUUGACUGGAGUUUGUCUUCUGUCACUGCCCUCCUCACUCAGUUGCCUAACGAACCUGCGAACAUUGUUUCUGGACAAUUGCCUGUUGAUAGAUGUAAGCAUAAUUGCAGAGUUGAAGAAACUAGAGAUUCUUAGCUUUUUGAAUUCUAGUUUGGAAAAGCUGCCUGCCGAAAUUGGACAGUUGACUCGGCUAAGGGUGUUAGAUUUGAGCAAUUGUUCGAAGCUUAAAGUCAUCACACCAAAUGUUAUAGCAAGCUUGUCCCGAUUAGAAGAACUAUAUAUGGGAAAUAGCUUUGUCCAAUGGGAGGUCAAAGGACUCAAUAAUCCAGGACGAAGCAAUGCUAGUCUUGAUGAGUUGAAGCAUUUAUCUCAUCUAACCAAUUUAUAUAUUCAUAUUCUGGAUGCUCAGACUGUGCCAUGGGACAUAUUCUCCGAGAAGUUGAAAUGUUACAAAAUAUUCAUGGGAGAGAAGUGGAGUUGGCCUGGUAAAUACGAAACUUCAAGAACAUUCAAACUCAAGCUCAACAAUUGUAAUUAUUUGGGGCCUGGGUUUAGGACUUUGUUGAAGACAACUGAAGACCUCUAUCUUGAUGAAAUGAGUGGUGUUAGGAAUGUUCUUUAUGAACUGGAUAGAGAUGGUUUUCCACAAUUAAAGCAUCUCCAUGUGCAAAACUGUCCAAAGAUUCUUCAUAUUAUUCAUCCAAUAGAAUGGAAUUCUGCAUGUAUAAAUGCAUUUCCCAUACUGGAAACAUUGUUUCUUCAUAAUUUAAUCAGCUUGGAGAGAAUAUGUCAUGGCCAGCUUAUGGUGGAAUCUUUUAGCAGAUUAAAAACAAUCAAAGUACGAGAAUGUAAUAGACUGAAGCAUAUCUUUUCAUUCUCUAUGGUGAAAAACCUUCAGCAGCUUCAAGAAAUCGAAGUGAUUGAUUGCAAGAAUCUGAAGGAGAUUUUGUCUGAAGAAAGUGAAGACCAUGUUGAACAAAAUCAAAGGAAUAGUAAGAUUGAGUUCACUCAAUUGCAGUCACUAAAACUACAACUCCUACCACAACUCAGAAGUUUUGGCUUCAACUUGAAGACAUCUUUGAUAUCUCAGACAUCAUUUGCUUCGUGUAAGGGAUCUGAAGAAAUCAUUCCAGAGGAUUUUAUGGCACUUUUCAGUGAAAAGGUGAUGCUUCCAAGCUUGGAGAACUUGACAUUAUCCACAGUUAACAUUAAAAACAUAUGGCUCAAUCAACUUCUAUUAUUCUCUUCUUGCGUCCAGACUUUAAAAAGCUUGAUUGUGGAGGGAUGUAAUAGUCUCAAAUUUCUGUUUUCAACUUCUAUGGCUAAAUAUCUUAUGCAACUUCACAACCUUGAGAUUCGCAACUGUAUGUCAAUGGAAGCAGUAAUCAAAACUGAAGGAUUAGGAAGAGAAGAAGAUAUAACUAAGAUAACUUUUCCUAAACUAUUCUACUUGGAGCUCAAGGAUCUGCCAAAAUGCAUGAGAUUUGGGGCUGGAGAAUUUCUUGAAUUCCCUUCCUUGGAAGCACUUCACAUUCAGAGUUGUCCCAAUUUGAAGACAUUCUUCUCCAGUUCCCCAUUUGUAGACUUAUCGGAGAACCGUCCUACUGAUAUGCAUCCCCUCUUUGAUGAAAAGGUUGCAUUUCCUAACUUGGAGACAAUGAUACUUUCUCACUUGGAUAACUUGCAAAUGAUAUGGUACAAACAACUCCAUGGAGAUUCCUUUUGCAAACUGAAAGUAGUGAGAGUUGAAUUCUGUGAAACGUUAACGACCCUUGUUCCAUCUUAUACUCUCAGCAGACUAUCAAGUGUUGAGUAUUUGAAAAUCACUAAUUGUGCUUCAGUAGAACAGGUCUUUGAAGUUCAAGGAUUCAACAUUGUAUCACCUUUGCAGUUGAAACAAUUGCUAAUACAUCAACUACCAAAAUUAAGGCUCAUAUGGCAUAAGAAUCCGCAACAACUUCUUUCCUUUCAAAAUCUAGAAACAUUAAGUGUUGUUGAAUGUUGGAGUCUGAAAAGUCUCUUUCCAGUUUCUGUAGCUUCCACUCUUAUGCAACUUAAACACCUGGAGAUAACCUCUUGUGGGUUGGAGGAAAUCGUUGUUGAGGAGAAAGUAGCAAGUGUACCUAGAUUUGUGUUUCCUCAACUUACCUUCCUGCUACUUGAAAACUUACCAAAACUUAAAAGCUUCUUUCCAGGGCUGCAUACUGUAGAUUGGCCAAUGCUGAAAAGUUUGUUGGUCUUUCAUUGUCAUAAGAUGCAGAUAUUUGCUUCAAAUGGAAAGAGCCAACCUCAAAUCCCAAUUCAUCAACCCUUGUUUUUGCCUGAAAAGAUCAUUCCCAAUUUGGAGAGAAUGUCUUUAAGCAGCUGUGACAUUAAAUUGAUGAGUCUUGGCCAUUUCCCAGUAAAGAUGUUCCCGAAAGUUAAAGUUCUUGAUGUGGUUUGCUUUCAUGAGGAAUCAGCUGAAUUUCCGUUUGAUUUCCUUCAAAAGUUCUACAGUCUGGAGAAACUGAUUUUGUACAAUAGUAAUUUUGAAGAGUUACUCCCAUAUGAAGGAGUUAAUAAGGAGAAACAUGAUAUGGAAUUCAUGCCAGUAAGAAGCUUAAGGCUGGAUCUUCUUCCCCACUUAAGGCAAAUAUGGAAACUAAAUUCUGCAGUGGUUACAUUUGUUGAUCAUAAUCUUCAGUCUCUGGAAGUUUGGAGGUGUCAUCAUUUGACAUGCUUAUUGCCAUGCUCAGGAUCUCUGAAAAAUCUUACCACUCUGGAUGUAUGGUGUUGCAAUGGAUUAGCAAACAUAUUAGCAUGUUCUGCAGCCAAAACUCUAGUUCAACUCACAACGUUGAGGAUACGUGAAUGCAAUUUAGUGACAGAGAUAAUAGCUAAUGAGGUAGGCAACACAGAGGACGAGAUUGUUUUCUGUCAGUUGAAAAUUUUGGAGCUUUCUUGUCUACCACGCCUCUCUUGCUUUUGCUCUGCGGAUUAUGCCUUCCAGUUCCCGUGUUUGGAAGAAGUAAUUAUGAAACAAUGCCCAGAAUUGAAGACAUUUUCCGAAAGAGUUGUGAGCACGCCGAGGCUGAAGAGAGUUCAGCUAAUUAAACAAACGGAUCAAGGAUAUUUUUGGAAGGAUGACCUCAAUUCUACCAUCCAACAUUUAUUUACAGAUAUGCAGGUUCAAAUCCGUAACUUAGAAUAUUUGGAAUUGUCUGAAUUUCCACUCGAAAGAAAAAUGGAAUGGCCAACUUCCAGUUGAACAUCUUCUGCAAUUUUAGUCACUGGUGGUGGACUGAGGGCUAUGAUCUCAGGUGCUGCUCUUGGCAAUCUGCAGUGGUUCUAAAUGAUGCAUUGUAAUGUAUAAUGGCAGAGUGAUUUUUUUGGCUAUUUCAUAAAAGAGUUGAGAAAUUAAGGCAAGGCAUUUGAUUUUAUGUUGAUUUUGCUUUCAAUUUUAUAUGUUAAUUCUGUGUUGUGAUAUUAGCUGUAUGUUCAUUGAGAUUGUGAAUCUGGUAGCUUAGGGCUUGUAACAAUUCUAGUAAAUCCCAACAAAGCAUAAAAGAGAUAUUGUAUAUGUAUGGUCAUCUCAGAUGGUUUGGGGAUAUUGUCUAAA